AUGCCUUUUGGGGGCUUAGCAGGGCUGAAGGAGCAGGUGUUGAAGCCUGGAAAGGAAGAGGUGAAGAACACAGUGGGGGACUCUCUGGGAAACCUGCAGAGAAAAAUAGAUGGUACAAAUGUUGAAGAGAAGGACCACAUUGAACUGACAGAAGAUGGGCGUCCAGUGGCGGCGGCACCUCGCAGUGCCCCUUUGCUGGACUGCAGCUGCGGGGGACUCCCCAAGCGCUACAUCAUCGCCAUCCUCAGUGGCCUGGGCUUCUGCAUCUCCUUCGGCAUCCGCUGCAACCUGGGUGUGGCCAUUGUGGAGAUGGUGAACAACAAUACAGUCUACGUCAAUGGGACUGCAGUUCUUCAGCGAGCUCAGUUCAACUGGGACCCGGAGACGGUGGGGCUCAUUCAUGGCUCUUUUUUCUGGGGCUACAUCGUCACUCAGAUCCCCGGGGGUUUCAUUUCCAACAAGCUGGCUGCCAACAGGGUAUUCGGGGCGGCCAUUUUCCUGACGUCAGUGCUGAACAUGUUCAUCCCCUCCGCGGCCCGGGUGCACUACGGCUGCGUCAUGCUGGUCCGCAUCCUGCAGGGCUUGGUGGAGGGUGUCACCUACCCCGCGUGCCAUGGGAUGUGGUCCAAAUGGGCACCACCUCUGGAACGGAGUCGACUGGCCACCACCUCAUUCUGUGGAUCCUACGCAGGAGCGGUUAUUGCCAUGCCUUUAGCAGGAGUUCUGGUGCAGUACGUUGGGUGGCCUUCAGUCUUCUAUAUCUACGGUGUGUUCGGGAUCAUCUGGUACGUCUUCUGGCUCUUACUGGCGUACGGAAGCCCAGCUGUCCACCCCACUAUCAGCGAUGAGGAGAGGACAUACAUAGAAACCGCCAUCGGAGAAAGGGUCAAUUUACUGAAUGCCACCGAGAAAUUCAAGACUCCAUGGCGCCGUUUCUUUACCUCCAUGCCUGUCUAUGCCAUCAUUGUGGCCAACUUCUGCCGCAGCUGGACUUUUUACCUGCUCCUCAUCAGCCAGCCAGCGUAUUUUGAGGAAGUCUUCGGCUUCCCGAUCAGCAAGGUUGGAAUUCUUUCUGCUGUGCCCCAUAUGGUGAUGACCAUUGUUGUACCCAUUGGAGGACAGCUGGCAGACUUCCUACGCAGCAACAAAAUCCUGUCCACAACAAACGUGCGGAAAAUCAUGAACUGUGGAGGUUUUGGCAUGGAGGCCACUCUGUUGCUGGUGGUUGGGUUCUCACACACACGCGGGGUGGCUAUCUCCUUCCUGGUUCUGGCAGUAGGCUUUAGUGGAUUCGCUAUCUCAGGGUUUAAUGUCAAUCAUUUGGAUAUCGCCCCGCGCUAUGCCAGUAUUUUGAUGGGCAUCUCUAACGGUGUGGGCACGCUGUCGGGAAUGGUGUGCCCCUUGAUUGUUGGAGCCCUAACUAAAAACAAGACUCGUCUGGAGUGGCAGAACGUGUUCGUGAUUGCGGCCAUGGUGCAUUACUCUGGAGUCAUCUUCUACGCUAUCUUUGCAUCGGGGGAGAAGCAGGACUGGGCAGAUCCUGAGGACACAAGUGAGGAUAAAUGUGGCAUUAUCGACGAGGAUGAGCUGGCUGAAGAGUCUGAGCUCAACAGCGAGAGCCGCUUGGCACCAAAACAGAGCUACGGCACUGCAGACAAUUCCUCUGGGUGGAAGCGGGGCUGGAGAAAGAGAGGAGUAACCGUGCAGGAGGAGGAAGAUGGAAACCCACAUUACGGAAAUGGAAACUACCAGGACCAAUAG
Messenger RNA from Lampris incognitus (smalleye Pacific opah), 1761 nucleotides. It is a transcript of the gene slc17a8, whose product is annotated as solute carrier family 17 member 8. Gene Ontology annotation, molecular function: L-glutamate transmembrane transporter activity; neurotransmitter transmembrane transporter activity. Bases 1 to 1761 code for a protein of 586 amino acids. Gene Ontology annotation, biological process: transmembrane transport; regulation of synapse structure or activity; neurotransmitter loading into synaptic vesicle. Lineage: Eukaryota; Metazoa; Chordata; Actinopteri; Lampriformes; Lampridae. The record is from RefSeq and is a predicted model, not a curated record. Gene Ontology annotation, cellular component: excitatory synapse; synaptic vesicle membrane. The transcript has 12 exons.